Colletotrichum truncatum is the source of this 138-nucleotide messenger RNA. NCBI's taxonomy places the organism in Eukaryota, Fungi, Ascomycota, Sordariomycetes, Glomerellales, Glomerellaceae. The record is from RefSeq and is a predicted model, not a curated record.
AUGGUACCUCAUACCAACAGCAACUGUAGAUUGAAGAAGUAUAUAAUAUGCCGGGUCUUCCAUCAUGAAAGCCCACUGCUUAAUCAAGCACUCGAUCAAAACCUCAGACAGCAGCACUCAUCAACCCCAACACCAUAA